This is a messenger RNA of Daldinia loculata, 1492 nucleotides long. Its product is annotated as NAD(P)-binding protein. Bases 397 to 1248 code for a protein of 283 amino acids. The record is from RefSeq and is a predicted model, not a curated record. Gene Ontology annotation, molecular function: oxidoreductase activity. The transcript has 3 exons. Lineage: Eukaryota; Fungi; Ascomycota; Sordariomycetes; Xylariales; Hypoxylaceae.
AAUCCCCUUCGGACUUCGAUAUAAUUCAAUAAUAUACGGUGCUCCGGACCUCGCGCUCGCGUGUCGAUGGAUGCCGAUGUAACAGCAUGAACUUAAAAUGGACCGUCAAUAUAUUCCCCUUUUUGGUACUACGAUGUCCGGUACAUUUCGGUGUCUCUCCAACAUGGUCCGAAACCUGCCCUUGGGGUUGGAAUUGUGUACGCCCACAGAAGGGAUACGGACAGACGCGUCCCAUAUAUAGCAAACACCCACCCUUUGGAGUUGUCUAGUGUCUUCAUUUCUCCAUCAUCAACACUUCCAACAUCUCAUCUUCGCAAGCCCUCCCAGAAGCCGCCCUUAUAUUGUCUUUAACGAUUAUACUCUCCCUUUAUAUUAACUAGCUUCAAUAUAUUCAACAUGCCUAGCGCUACCAACCAAGCCAAGCAAACGAGCAAGUAUGAUGCUAUCCCGGGUCCUCUUGGUCUUGCAUCUGCCUCUCUCGAGGGCAAGGUAGCUCUUGUUACCGGUGCUGGGCGCGGUAUUGGUCGGGAGAUGGCUCUUGAACUUGGACGCCGCGGCGCUAAGGUCAUCGUGAACUACGCCAACAGCACGCAGUCAGCUGAGGAGGUCGUACAAGCUAUCAAGAAGGGUGGCUCCGAUGCGGUAGCGAUUAAGGCUAACGUGUCCGACGUGGACCAAAUCGUGCAACUUUUCGACCAAGCCGUCAAGGUCUGGGGUAAGCUCAACAUCGUAUGCUCCAAUAGCGGUGUCGUGUCAUUCGGUCACGUCAAGGAUGUCACUCCGGAGGAGUUCGACCGUGUAUUCACAGUCAACACCCGAGGACAGUUCUUCGUCGCGCGUGAAGCCCACAAGCACCUCGAGGUCGGCGGUCGCCUCAUCCUGAUGGGCAGCAUCACGGGUCAGGCCAAGGGUGUCCCGAAGCACGCGGUUUACUCCGGCAGCAAGGGUGCUAUCGAGACCUUCGUCCGCUGCAUGGCCGUCGACUUUGGUGACAAGAAGAUCACCGUCAACGCCAUCGCGCCCGGUGGUAUCAAGACCGAUAUGUACCAAGCUGUAUGCCGAGAGUACAUCCCCGGUGGUGAAAAGCUGAGCGACCAGGAUGUUGACGAGUACGCCGCCACGUGGUCGCCUCUCGGCCGUGUUGGCCUUCCCAUCGAUAUCGCCCGUGUUGUCUGCUUCUUGGCAUCCCAAGACGGCGAGUGGGUAAACGGCAAGGUCAUCGGUAUUGACGGCCAUGCCAUGAUGUAAAUAGGAUGUUGCGGUAUUAUUUACACGGGAGGUUCAAUAGAUGGGAGGUCACUUUGCUGUCGCAUGUUACAUAUACAUAUCUCCUUAGCCGGCACCCAACCGCGGAUACGUACGGCCUAGCAUAACACACACUACUAUCAUCGAAGGAAGCUACUGCACGUUCUCGUUGCAUAUCUUCACCGAAAGACUGGCAGCGGUAAGGCGCGGCAUGUCCUGUCAGGUGGUCAUUACAUGGUCAUUACAU